AUGGCGGCGGCCGCGGCCGGUCUGAGCGGCAGCGCGGGACCCGGUCCCGAGGCCGGGGACUUCCUGGCCCGGUACCGGAUGGUGUCGAACAAGCUGAAGAAGCGGUUCCUGCGGAAGCCGAACGUGGCGGAGGCUAGCGAGCAGUUCGGGCAGCUGGGCCGCGAGCUGCGCGCCCAGGAAUGCCUGCCAUACGCGGCCUGGUGCCAGCUGGCGGUGGCGCGCUGCCAGCAGGCGCUUUUCCACGGGCCCGGGGAGGCGCUGGCCCUUACCGAGGCCGCGCGCCUCUUCCUACGGCAGGAGCGCGACGCGCGCCAGCGCCUGGUGUGCCCCGCCGCCCACGGGGAGCCGCUGCAGGCCGCUGCCAGCGCCCUGGGCGCCGCCGUGCGCCUGCACCUCGAGCUGGGCCACCCGGCCGCCGCCGCUGCCCUCUGCCUCGAGCUGGCCGCCGCCCUGCGCGACUUGGGUCAUCCGGCCGCCGCUGCCGGCCACUUCCAGCGCGCCGCCCAGCUCCAGCUGCCCCAGCUGCCCCUGGCCGCGCUGCAGGCGCUCGGCGAGUCCGCCUCCUGCCAGCUGCUGGCGCGCGACUACAACAGCGCCUUGGCGGUCUUCACGCGCAUGCAGCACCUGGCACGGGAUCACGGCGGCCAUCCCGUGCACCCGCCGCCGCCACCGCUGCCGCCGCCACCGGGGCCCCAGCCUGGACCCGGCGCGAUACCCGCCUUGCCGGCCGCGCUGCUUCCUCCCAACGACGGCUCUAAGGCUCCUUCUCCCGCAGCCCUGGGCGCCUUCUCAGACGUCCUGGUCCGCUGCGAGGUGUCUCGCGUGCUACUGCUGCUGCUCCUGCAACCACCGCCCGCCAAGCUGCUGCCGGAGCAUGCCCAGACCCUGGAGAAGUACUCCUGGGAGGCUUUUGACAGCCACGGGCAGGAAAGCAGUGGGCAGCUUCCCGAGGAGCUCUUUCUACUGCUCCAGUCCCUGGUCAUGGCUACCCACGAAAAGGACACGGAAGCCAUCAAGUCGCUGCAGGUGGACAUGUGGCCACUGUUGACUGCUGAGCAGAACCACCUCCUUCACCUCGUUCUGCAAGAAGCCAUCUCCCCCUCGGGACAGGGGAUCUGAUGAUAAAUCACAGUAACCAAAUGACUUCGUGCCUGCUAUCAAACCUCACACAUCCACCUUUGCAUUUCGGGAGAAAGAAGAUACAUUGUUUCUGGUUCUACGUUUUAUGUUACCCCUGUUGCCACCGUAGGAAUGUAGUUGACUGAAAGUUACCUGUAUCCCAAACGCUUAUUUCCAUAAUAGUGGGAGAAAAACAUUUCGAUACAAUCAGAGUAGAGGACAGGGUUCUGUUCCAAAAAACUGCAACGUAAAAAUGAGAAUCCCUUUAAUCUCCUUCCUCCUCUUCUCCCACCCA
Molecule: messenger RNA, 1414 nt
Organism: Propithecus coquereli (Coquerel's sifaka)
Lineage: Eukaryota; Metazoa; Chordata; Mammalia; Primates; Indriidae
Product: factor VIII intron 22 protein-like
Exons: 1
Coding region: 1-1119 (372 amino acids)
Biological process (GO): vesicle cytoskeletal trafficking
Cellular component (GO): early endosome
Molecular function (GO): protein binding
Source: RefSeq, a predicted model, not a curated record